AUGGAAGGUCUCUACUUUAACAGCAGCUCACAGAACCAAAGCUACGAUUAUAGCAGCACCACCUCCAACCAGCAGGAUUACAGGAACUGGUCAUUCAUCCUGUAUGUGGUGACAUACACAAUCAGUGCUAUCGGCCUCCCGUUGACCCUCGUGGCCAUCUAUGCUCUUUAUUCUAUGGUGAGAAGAGAUCAUGUUGCUCCCAUCUACGUCAUCAACCUUCUCAUUACCGACCUGAUUCAGCUCUGCUUCAUGAUCGUUCAGGUGGUACCAAAUGUGGAUUGGACGAUAUAUCUCAUCUUCGUAUAUAUUUACUUCUCUGCUCUGAUUGCCAGUGUUGGCUUCAUGGUCUGCAUCGCCCUGGAAAGGUAUUUGGUCAUCGCCCACCCACUGUGGUACCGCUUCAGACGAACCAUCAAGACCUCUGUGGUGGUCUGUGUCCUGGUCUGGGUCCUUUCUCCUGUCUGUGUUGUCCUUUUCUUUAAUCUGGUCCAAGCAAUAAUCUACUUUGUCCUCCUCCUUCCCUUCCCACUGUUAAUCUUCUUCCUGGUUGGGACCAUCAAAGCCCUGUCUGCUUCCAUCUCGGUCCACUCUGAUGAAAAACGACGAAUUGUGGGAGUUUUGGUUCUGGUGCUGCUUAUUUACACCGUGCUGUUCCUGCCCUUCAUGAUUUGGUUCUUGAAAGUAUACACUGACAUUAACCAAUUGGUAGAAUUUAGACUCAACCUUCUGUCCCACAUGUUUCUUAGGUUCAGUCCUCUUGCAGACUUGUUCCUGUAUGUCUUCAUGAGGAAAGGGUUCAUAGACAAGCUUUUGGCCUCUGUGUGUUGCUGCAGAAUGGACAGCAAUGAUAACAAUUUACAGGAAAUUAUAGUUUCUGGUACUAUGUCGAAGUCCUCAGCAGCGUGGAACGGGCUCGAUGCCACAGACGGAUAUGAGCCUGGACUGAGGGGACUGCAAUGUCCUUCUCCUGGGAAUGAAACAGAGGAGGCUGAUAUCCGUAAAUACACUGGAAGGGCUCUACAGCGCUCUCCACCUGACGGGAAACAGACACGGGUGUGGCAGAAACAAACAGCUAGCAUGACAGGUAGCGCUUCAGCUAAUGAUCCUUGA
Molecule: messenger RNA, 1110 nt
Organism: Micropterus salmoides (largemouth bass)
Lineage: Eukaryota; Metazoa; Chordata; Actinopteri; Centrarchiformes; Centrarchidae
Product: G-protein coupled receptor 4-like
Exons: 4
Coding region: 1-1110 (369 amino acids)
Biological process (GO): phospholipase C-activating G protein-coupled receptor signaling pathway; positive regulation of Rho protein signal transduction
Cellular component (GO): membrane
Molecular function (GO): G protein-coupled receptor activity
Source: RefSeq, a predicted model, not a curated record